AUGAACACCCCAUCGAUUAACGACAGCCUGGACUCCGGAGAUGCCUCGCCCAGCUCACAUCCGCUGAGCGAAGAAGUGAACAGGGUCUGCGAGGAGAGGAUAGACAUCUUCCGAGAAUUCCUCCGCUGCGACGAGGAUGGCCUCGAUUGCGCUAGCAAAGGCUGGAAUGUGGUUGCUAAGCAGGACAAUAUGACAAUCUACAAUAGGGAGGUGGAGAGCGCCGAUGGCAAUUAUAAGGAUCCAUUGUUGGACUACAAACGCAUUUGGCCAGCGACCCAACGGGAUGCCCUCUUCUGGUCUCAUAUGCGGCACCUCGACCUGAAGGACGUCCUCGGCGCCCAGCGAAAGAACCCCAGUGACGAC
Messenger RNA from Dibothriocephalus latus, 363 nucleotides. NCBI's taxonomy places the organism in Eukaryota, Metazoa, Platyhelminthes, Cestoda, Diphyllobothriidea, Diphyllobothriidae. The record is from the annotation of a GenBank genome assembly.